Messenger RNA from Entamoeba invadens IP1, 2133 nucleotides. Its product is annotated as AP-2 complex subunit beta-1, putative. The record is from RefSeq and is a predicted model, not a curated record. Gene Ontology annotation, cellular component: membrane coat. The coding region runs from base 1 to 2133 and encodes 710 amino acids. Gene Ontology annotation, molecular function: clathrin binding. The transcript has a single exon. NCBI's taxonomy places the organism in Eukaryota, Evosea, Mastigamoebida, Endamoebidae. Gene Ontology annotation, biological process: vesicle-mediated transport; intracellular protein transport.
AUGUCAAAGAAAGAAAAGGCAAAGGUGGCGGACACACAAGACCUCAGAGAGAUGUUGACGAAUAAAAAAGAGAAUGUUCGAAUCGAUGGGUUGAAAAUCGUCAUCUCACAAAUGACCGAAGGGAAAGAUGUGGGGAUUUUGUUUGGGGAAGUCUUACAAUGCGUCACAACCCCAAACAUCGACGCGAAAAAGUUGGCGUAUUUGUACAUCAUGAACUACGCAAAGACACAACAGGACAAUGCUAUUAAGUCCAUUCAAGCAUUCUUGAGAGACUGUAAUGACCCCAAUCCGAUUGUUCGAGCCCUUGCUAUUCGAACUAUGGGAGCCAUCAGAGUCCCGAAAGUCACCGAAGAGCUGUAUGCGCCACUUCAAAAAGCAUUGAAAGAUCAAGACCCGUAUGUCCGAAAGACUGCUGCGAUGUGUGUUGCGAAACUUUACUUUUUGAAUCAAGAGGAAUGCGUCAAGAGAGGGUUUUUGGCGACGCUGAAGGAACUCAUUUUCGACUCGAAUCAUGUUGUCGUUGCGAACGCACUUGCUGCGCUGAACGAAAUCAACGAUAUGUCGGACAAACACGAUGUGUUUGAGGUCAACUCCGACAAUUUGAAUAUUCUGCUGACUGCUUUGAACAAAUGCGCGAAUGAAUGGGGACAAGUCAUCAUCUUGGAUACCAUCUCCAAAUAUGUCCCAGAGAACACACAGAUUUCCGAAUCGAUUUGUGAACAAGUUGCUCCGAGAUUGAAAGCCGCGAACUCGGCUGUCGUUUUGGCUGCAGUCAAAGUCAUUUUGGUGAUGUUGCCACAUUUGUCGGAACAAAACGUUGCGUUGUACUUAAAGAAGAUUGCUCCCCCAUUGGGAACGUUAAUGUCGGCAUCGAAGGCAUUUGAGAUUCAAUAUGUCGCGUUGAGAAACAUUCGACUCAUUUUGCAGAAGUGCAAGGAGUUACUUGUGAACGACGUCAAGAUUUUCUAUUGUAAAUACAACGACCCGUUGUACAUCAAAGUCGAGAAGCUGGAGAUCAUCGUUGCUUUGGCGAACAAGGACAACAUCAAAGAAAUUUUGGCUGAGUUUGUUGAUUACUCUCAGAUGGGCGAUGUCGAGUUUGUCAGAAAGGCGGUUCGAGCGCUUGGAAGAUGCGCAAUUAAACUCGAGAAUGUUGCCAAUCAAUGCAUUUCCACUCUUGUUGAUCUUAUCAACACGAAGGUUAAUUACAUUGUUCAAGAGGCUAUUGUUGUCAUCAGAGACAUCUUCAGAAGAUAUCCGAACAGAUACGAAAAGGUCAUUGGAACACUUUGCGAGAACUUGGAUUCGCUUGAUGAGCCUGAGGCGAAGGCUGCGAUGAUCUGGAUUAUUGGUGAAUAUUCCGAUCGAAUCACAAACGUUGCGGAUUUGCUUAAUAUGUUCCUUGAAACAUUCCAAGAGGAAGACGUCAACGUUCAACUCCAGUUACUCACUGCAACCGUCAAAGCAUUUUUGAAGGCAUCGCUCGAAGACCAAGAUAUUCUUCAGAACUUGUUCACCAUGUGCACACAAAGCGACAACCCCGACUUGAGAGAUAGAGGACUGUUUUAUUGGAGAUUGCUGGCUCAUGACCCAGACUUGGCUAAAGAAAUGGUUUGCUCAGAAAAGCCAAUCAUUAAGGACGACUCAGAGGAACUUGAUCAAGCCGUCUUGGUUAAGCUGAUUCCACACAUCGGGUCACUUGCUUCAUUGUUGCAUAAACCACCAGAGGUCUUUAUUUCUUCAUUGAAGGCACAAGCGGGUGGAUUCAAUUUCAAGAACCUCGACGCACUUGGAGAGGCAUUCUCUUCUGAGGACGACGACGACGACGAAAUUCCAGUCAACACAACACAAGGAGGUUCAAAAUCAUUGUUGGACUUCGACGACCAUCCACAACCAGCUCAACAAACACAAGCUCAGCCACAACAACAAAGACCAAGUGCUAUGAGUUUGUUUGAUAUGGCUGGCCCAGCACAACCAGUUCAACAAGGCGCUCCUAUGCAACAGCAAGGAGCUCCAGCCACAAGCUUCUUUGAUUUGGGAGGAUCACCUCAACCCACGCAACAGCCAGUUCAGCAACAGGCACCAGCACAACAAAACAAGCCAGCUAUCGACUUGUCUUUCUUAGGAAUCUAA